Messenger RNA from Amoebophrya sp. A120, 1055 nucleotides. The record is from the annotation of a GenBank genome assembly. NCBI's taxonomy places the organism in Eukaryota, Dinophyceae, Syndiniales, Amoebophryaceae.
AUGAAUCCUUCAUCCCCCGUCUCCCUCCAACGCCUCCUCGGGGAGGCCGUCGGCUGCUACGGGUGCGGCACGAAAAACCCCCACGGCUUCCAACUUCACAGCUACAUCAAGCGGCUUUCGCAUGACAAAUCUCCAGCGAAAAAAACCGCCGUCGCGGUGGAAAGUCUCUGGUACCCGAAAGAGUACCACUGCGGCCCUCCGGGGUUUCUGUACGGGGGGUUAAGCGCUUCUUUACUGGACUGCCUGGCGAACUGGGCGGCGGCGGUGCAUCGAGGGGUGGAGGAACUGGGGGCACCAGGAGGCAUACCUGAAUCAGCUUCAGCUGGCCUUUCGUGGAUUGCUGAUGCAGAUCAUCGCUCGAAUCGCCACGACGGCGACCUUCCCUCCUUCCUCACCGACCCAGAAUUCCACCUCUCCACCGUCCGCGCACUGCAGGAAAAGAGCAGACACCUGCCGCUUCCGGUCACGGGAUCGUUGCAACUGAAGUAUCUGAAACCAGUGCCGAUAAGAGUUAUCGCGGACACCAGUACCACCGCCGGCGCCCAUUCGGAUGGAGCACCACCAGCACCUGGAGAAACGACUGAAGGCGGUGGCGGUGUUACAGUAUGCUUUCCAAAAGUAUCGUACCGGUACGUAGUAUAAAUCAAAACUAUACAACAAAGAACUGCCUCAGCAUUACUUGUAAUGCGGAUUAACCUAUAACAACAGGAUUUGUAGUCGUAGUGCAUAACUGCGAUUACUAACUACGAGCGCGAUACUUUUGCACAGGAUAUACAGCACCAACAACAAACGGCGUCUACCUCCACGCUCACGUAGAGAAAGCCGAGGGGCGGAAGUAUUUCGUUUCGGGUGGGAUUUUUGUCGAAAAACCGGAACAACCAAUUGUCGUUUUAGAUAACGCUGAUCGUUCGUACAAGGAUGCAGCGGUGACGUGUACCGCCGUGCUGAUUUUUCCGAAACAGAAACUGGCUGAUACAACCACUCCUAGCACUGGCAAGCAAGAAGUAGUUGAGCCCCAGAUGAGAAAUAGCGCAGAAAUUCCCUCGCGGUUGUGA